This is a messenger RNA of Paramecium octaurelia, 1240 nucleotides long. The record is from the annotation of a GenBank genome assembly. Lineage: Eukaryota; Ciliophora; Oligohymenophorea; Peniculida; Parameciidae.
AUGAAAUAAUUCGACUAACAGCUCCCUGAUACUGUGCCUCUAGAUAUUUUAUUGGCUCAAUUGUAAAACCCUUUAAUUGUUAGAGAAGAUCACUAAUAAUGUAUUUGGCAUAUAAAUAUAUCGAGUUUUAAAAUAAAGACAUCAUUGCAUGCCUGAAAUAAUUAACAAUAAUUAUUAAUUACUUGCCGAUAAAUAUUUACUACUAAGCAAUGCUUUACCAGGAUGUUCUCCCGAAUUAAUCGUUGAAGAAUUCGAGAAAGUCGUGUAAGUAGUUGAGAAAUGUUGCAAUUAAUUUAUUGAGAAAAUGAAAAAAGUUAUAACAGAUCUCUAAGCGUUUGCCAAUUAUGAUACCCAGGUAUUGAAAGGCUAUCUAGUUUAAUCAACUGAUAUCUUUUAAAGAUGCUUUAAUCUUAUUGACAAAGAUUUAACAAAUUAGGAUGUUGAAUUUUUAAUGGAGAAUUUCACUAAUCCUGAAAAUACAAUCUAAAGACAUUUGUUAACCCUAAUAUUCGAAAGAAAUCAAAAUCUAUAGAACGUAAUGUAAAAAGUCUAUACAGAAUAACUGGAUUUUUCAGCAUAAUUUCGUGCUUAAUUUGAAUAAUUAGGUAAUACUAACCAUUUCGAACCAUUAAACAAAUUAUUAAACAAUUAAAAGAAAUUUUGGUCUAACAGAGUGAAAAAAGAAAUUUAAACCUAAAAAUAAUUAAUGGAGGAACAAUUACCAUAAUAAUUCUUAGUUUAGUCAAACAUUCAAUUCGCACCUCAAAAUUAACAAUUUUAAUAGCAAUAAUAAUAAUAAGUUUAACCCUAAAUUUAGUAAUAACCUCAAUAAGAUGUAUCGUGGUUAAAUAAGUCUCAGUCCAUUCAAAUAGAACCUGGAAAUCAAAAAUUAAUAGAAGGUCUGCUUAAAUUGAGAGCUCAUACGCAUGAAUUAAUGUAGAAACAUGAAAAAGAAUUAAAAAUGGAUAUCAGAAAACACUGCAAAUUAGACGGAGGUGGUUCCUUUGGGUAAACAAUUCAUAGAUUCAUAUUAGCUAUUGUUGGACAGGUGGAUAUGGAUGGAAGGGAGCUCCAUAUGAAAGUUUAGAAUUAUCAAUUUAAUGUCCUCAGUGCUAAAAUUUAAAUUAGGACAUGAAUAGCACAGCUAAAAAAUUAUAUGAUCUAGAAUACAGGGACAAAGGGACUUGGUGGGUUAGGGCUUGGUUUUUAUAUAAGAAAUGAAAAUGUUUAAUUUAUAUCG